Messenger RNA from Aureobasidium vineae, 621 nucleotides. The record is from the annotation of a GenBank genome assembly. Lineage: Eukaryota; Fungi; Ascomycota; Dothideomycetes; Dothideales; Saccotheciaceae.
AUGGGUAUCGGUAUGCUUUAUAUGCCCGAGUCGCCUCGCUUCCUCAUGCACAAGGGAAAGCCUGUAGAAGCCUUCAAGGUCUGGAAGCGCAUUCGUGGUAUCGAGACUCUGGACUCUCGCGAGGAAUUCUACGUCAUGAAGAUGUCCCAGGAACAGGAAGACGAGGAAGUCGCCAAUGGUCGUGGAAACGCAAAGUACCCCUGGAUGGAUCUCUUCACAGAGCCUCGCGCUCGCCGCGCAUUUGUUUAUGCCAACAUUAUGAUUGCUCUCGGACAGCUGACCGGUAAGCCGAAUGGAAAACAGGCAAUUGCAAACAAUGCUAACUCUGCUUUUCUUANNGGUAUUAACGCCAUCACAUACUUUAUGAGUACUCUGAUGCAGCGUCUCGGUUUCAACGAUCUCCAAGCCAACUACAUGUCCCUGGUUGGCGGUGGUUCGCUUCUUAUCGGUACCAUUCCCGCUGUCCUGUACAUGGAGAGAUGUGGUCGCCGCUUCUGGGCAUGUGCCACUCUUCCCGUCUUCUUCGUCGGUCUGAUCAUUGCUGGUGUCUCUCAAUACGCUGGUGGCCAAAACGCUCAGAUGGGUGUCUAUCUGACCGGUCUCGUCAUCUACGGUACGUGA